Cutaneotrichosporon oleaginosum is the source of this 1303-nucleotide messenger RNA. RefSeq lists its product as uncharacterized. The record is from RefSeq and is a predicted model, not a curated record. Gene Ontology annotation, molecular function: proteasome-activating activity; ATP binding; ATP hydrolysis activity. Gene Ontology annotation, cellular component: cytosolic proteasome complex; proteasome regulatory particle, base subcomplex. NCBI's taxonomy places the organism in Eukaryota, Fungi, Basidiomycota, Tremellomycetes, Trichosporonales, Trichosporonaceae. Gene Ontology annotation, biological process: positive regulation of RNA polymerase II transcription preinitiation complex assembly.
CUGCCAUCCACCUCCAUCAACAAUCCAUCUCCUCCAGCAACCAUGGCGUCUGUAGAGGCAUCAUCGUCCACCCAGACCUUUGACAAGGCAAAGGUUGACGCCCUUAAGGCGUAUCGCCAUAAGGUGCGCGAGCACCGCAACUUCAGCGAGAAUGUCAAGAAGAUCCGCAUGAAUAUUCGCGCACUCGAGGCCGACUUUGACAAGACCGAGGACGACAUGAAGGCGCUGCAAAGCGUGGGACAGAUCAUCGGCGAGGUGUUGAAGCCGCUCGGCGAUGGACGGUUCAUCAUCAAGGCGUCGUCUGGACCGCGCUACGUUGUGUCUUACCGCCCUACUCUUCCUGUCGAGAAGCUCAAGUCAGGCGUCCGCGUCUCGCUUGACAUGACGACAUUGACGAUCAUGCGCAUUCUCCCACGCGAGGUCGACCCCAUGGUGUACAGCAUGUCUCUCGAGGACCCGGGAAGCGUGUCGUUUGCGGGUAUUGGUGGUCUCGGAGACCAGGUGCGCGAGCUUCGCGAGGUCAUUGAGCUGCCCCUCAUGAACCCCGAACUGUUUGACCGUGUCGGUAUCAAGCCCCCCAAGGGUGUGCUGCUUUACGGUCCACCAGGGACAGGCAAGACGCUUCUUGCGCGUGCCGUCGCUGCGACCCUCAACACCAACUUCCUCAAGAUCGUCUCUUCAGCUAUUGUCGACAAGUACAUUGGCGAGUCGGCGCGUCUGGUCCGGGAGAUGUUCGCAUACGCGCGCGAGCACGAGCCGUGCAUCAUCUUCAUGGACGAAAUCGACGCCAUCGGCGGUCGCCGUUUCUCGGAAGGCACGUCAGCCGACCGCGAGAUCCAGCGCACGCUCAUGGAGCUGCUCAACCAGAUGGACGGUUUCGACAGCCUGGGCCGCACCAAGUUGAUCAUGGCGACGAACCGACCCGACACACUCGACCCUGCGCUUCUCCGUCCUGGCCGUCUCGACCGCAAGAUCGAGAUCCCUCUGCCGAACGAGCAGGGCCGGUUGGAGAUUCUCAAGAUCCACGCCAAGGGCAUCAACAAGAGUGGAGACAUUGACUACGAGGCUGUCGUCAAGCUCUCGGACGGGUUCAACGGCGCUGACCUGCGCAACAUCUGUACAGAGGCGGGUAUGUUUGCGAUUCGCGAGGACCGCGACGCGAUCGUGCAGGAGGACCUCAUGAAGGCUGUCCGCAAGAUCAGCGACGCCAAGAAGCACGAGACGACUCUGGACUACCAGGCGAUUUAGAGGGGAGGCAUGUAGAGAUACAACGUCGUGGCAUAUGCAACAUUCUAGCAGCUUG